This is a messenger RNA of Capsaspora owczarzaki ATCC 30864, 1221 nucleotides long. RefSeq names its product twinfilin-1. The transcript has 9 exons. The record is from RefSeq and is a predicted model, not a curated record. Lineage: Eukaryota; Filasterea; Ministeriida; Capsasporidae. Bases 50 to 1084 code for a protein of 344 amino acids. Gene Ontology annotation, molecular function: actin monomer binding; actin filament binding. Gene Ontology annotation, cellular component: actin filament; cytoplasm; myofibril. Gene Ontology annotation, biological process: barbed-end actin filament capping; positive regulation of neuron projection development; actin filament depolymerization.
UUUCCAUUUGGUUCAAAAUCCAUCCACAUUUACAAAACAAAACCCGACAAUGUCGCACCAAUCUGGCAUCACUGCGUCCCGCGAGCUCUCGGCGUACUUUUCCGAAAUCCAUCAGGCCGACAACGUCCGUGCCAUCAAGGUCAACAUCUCUGGCGAAUCCCUCGUCAAGGCAACCUCGCAACCCGUGCGCGGCACCUGGGAGAGCGAUUAUGACAGCUGCGUGACUCCUCUGCUCGACGAAAAGGCCCCCUCUUACAUUCUGUACCGCUUGGACUCGUCGAACGCCCACGGUUAUGAGUGGAUUCUGAUUUGCUACGUUCCCGACUUUGCCAUGGUCCGCGACAAGAUGCUUUACGCAUCCACCCGCGCCACCCUCAAGAAGGAGUUUGGCGAUUACCGCGUUGUCGACGAAGUCUUUGGCACUGCUCCUAGCGACGUCAGCCGCGACGGUUUUGCCAAGCACGUUGAGGCCAACAACGCACCCCCGCCGCUCUCCCGAGAGGAGAUUGAAAAGUCUGAAAUCAAGGCUCGCGAGGUCGGUGUCGACAUUGGCGCCAGCACCAAGCGCGCGCACAUGGGUGCUGUUCACUUCCCCGUCUCUGACGCUGGUCUUGCCAAGCUCCGCGCCCUCCAGGACGGCUCUGUUUCCUACGUUCAGCUGUCCAUUGAUAUUUCUCGCGAGACUAUCGAGCUCGCCUCUGCCGAGAACAUCCAAGCAAGCCAAAUUGCCAGCCGCAUCCCCGGCGACCAGCCUCGUUACCACUUCUUCCGCUUUACCCACCAGCACGAAGGCCAGCGUCUUGAGCCCAUCGUUUUCAUCUAUUCGUGCCCCGGCUACGCCUGCAAAAUCAAGGAGCGCAUGCUCUAUUCUUCUGGCAAGAACCCGAUUCUCAGCGUUGUCGAGGACGAUCUUGGUAUUACCGUUGACAAGAAGCUCGAAGUCUCCGAUGCUGCAGAGGUCACUGAGCAAUUCAUCUUUGAAGAGUUCCACCCUAAGGCUGUGGAGGCCAAGAAGGCUUUCGCAAAACCCUCGGCACCCGGCAAGGGCGGUCGCCGACUUCUCCGCACCACCGAGGAUGCCUAAAAGAAUGCCGCAAAACGACGAAGAAAAAAAAAGCGCGCACUUCUUGUUUUGAUUGCGUGUUGACUUUGACGUUUUGAUACGUGCCUGUGAAUUGAAUUGAGCCAUUUUUUUUUUAACAGUCCGAACAAUUUCCGAAG